AUGAAGUCCAUUUACGCCACUCUUGUUUCACUUCUCAUCCUUGCAGUGGUGAUGGUCUCUGCAACUCGUAUUCGAGAGAAAACCAUCAUCAAUUCAAGAAAGAUUGGUCUUGGAGUCUUAACAGGACCUGAAAGUUUUGCUUGGGAUCCAGUUGACCAAGAUAUCCUCUACACUGGUAUUGCUGAUGGAAGUAUUCGAAGAGUAAAUGUUACUUCCGGAGAAUCCACAGUAUUUGCUUACAGUGUUCCAUCUUUGAAUGCCACUACAAGAGCGACAUGUGGACUCAGUGUAUUGAACGAACCUAUUUGUGGUCGAGUGUUGGGUCUUGCCUUUGACCCGAAUGAUCGUAAUUUAAUUGUUGCUGAUGCUUACAAGGGAAUUUUACGUAUUUCAUUCAAUAAUCCCUCACAGGUACAAGUGUUGGUCAAUUCAUAUCAAGGAGUUCCAUUCAAGAUGGUCAAUUCUAUCGUCCUCAUGCCCGAUGGAAAGACUAUUUACUUUACAGAUUCAUCUUUGGCUUAUACGAGAAUGCAAUUUGUAAGCAUUGUGUUGGCUAACAGUGCUGAUUCAAGAUUAUUCAAAUUCAAUGUUGAAACUGGUGAGUUGCAACUGGUCAUUUCUGAUUUACGAUUUGGAAAUGGAAUUGCAUUGUCAUCGGACCAUUCCUUCCUCGUCAUUAAUGAAUGUUCUGAACGAAGAAUUAGAAAAUAUUACUUGACAGGUCGCAAGGCUGGAACCAAUGUUGUCUUUGAAGAUAUUGGUGGAUAUCCUGAUAAUAUCAAGACUGAUGAAGAUGGAAACUUUUUGGUUGGAUUGUAUGCUGAAACCAAUGCUGAUGUCACUGCUAUUCAAUCUUCGACCAAAAUUAAGAAUAUCUUUUUACAAUAUGUUCCUCCAUUGACGACAUUGAACAUGAUUCCAGUCAUGGGAUUGGUUAAAAAGUUGGAUAGACAUGGAAGAGUCAUCUCUGUUUAUGUGGAUAGAACUGCUACUUUUGUUUCUCGAGUUUCUGAGGCUGAUGUUCAUGAGGGAAAGAUGUAUCUUGGAUCAGUCAUGCUUCCAUGGUUGACAGUUGUGGAUAUGUCCACUGAUUUGCAAUUGAAUUAA
Molecule: messenger RNA, 1107 nt
Organism: Naegleria lovaniensis
Lineage: Eukaryota; Heterolobosea; Eutetramitea; Acrasida; Naegleriidae
Exons: 1
Coding region: 1-1107 (368 amino acids)
Biological process (GO): biosynthetic process
Molecular function (GO): strictosidine synthase activity
Source: RefSeq, a predicted model, not a curated record